This is a messenger RNA of Heterobilharzia americana, 6940 nucleotides long. NCBI's taxonomy places the organism in Eukaryota, Metazoa, Platyhelminthes, Trematoda, Strigeidida, Schistosomatidae. The record is from the annotation of a GenBank genome assembly.
UGAAAACUGAGGGGAUAAAUUUAAAAUAGAAAAGCUUUGGAAUUUAUGUUGUUCUUCGUCUGGUCAUGAAAUUUCUGACCAACUAAGUGAAGCCUUUCUGCCUUCCUUUUGUUUGAAAUUACCGAAGUAGACUAAUACAUUCUCGUUAGUUCGUUAGUGCGCGCAUUCUGUCGUCAUGAAUCCAGAACAGCUUGCAUUGCUCAAGGAGUUCGUUUCGUUGCUGAAAAAGAAACCUGAAGUUCUCGCUACACCGGAAUUGUCAUUUUUUAGAGAAUGGCUUUCGAGUAUCGGAGCAAAUAUUCCAAGUUCACAAACUAGUCGCCCUGCUUCAACACCGCUUUCAGAAGUGGAUUCGGGAGCAGAUGAGACAUCUGAGUCUGAAAUAGAGUUUGACGACGAGGUGUUGUCACUGGAAGUUGUUCAUGGUCUAGAGAUGGGUGAUGAGGGGAUUGAAGUAACUGAUGAGAUGCUCGACCAAGCUGAGGAGAAAAAAAGCGAAGCUAUGGCUAAAAUGUCCGCUGGAGAUUUCAGUGAAGCUGUCAGCCUGUUUACUGAGGCCAUCAAACUCAACCCACAGUCAGCACUUUUUCAUGCUCGGCGUGCAAGCAGCUGCUUUAUAAAAAUGAAUAAACCAUCUCACGCCAUCACCGACUGUGAUAAAGCUAUCUCCCUCAAUCCUGAUUCUGCACAGCCAUACAAGUGGCGGGGAUUCGCUAAUAAGAUGGUUGGGAAUUGGGAAGCUGCGUACUCUGAUCUGCAGACAUCUUUAAGGUUGGAUUAUUCAGAUGAUGCUUAUGAAGCAAUGAAAGAAGUCGAACCAAAGCACAAACGAAUCUUUGAGCAUAACAUGAAGUAUGAACGUAAGCGACAGGAGAAAUUGGAUCGCGAAAAACGUGACCGAAUUCGGAAAGCACGCGAGGAACGUGAACGUGCUCAGAAAGAAGCAGAAAAGGAUAACUUCGGGAUGCCAAACAACGGUGAUAUGCCAGGGAUGGAUAAUGCUUUUUCACAACUGUUCAACGAUUCAGAACUAGUGUCAGCACUUCAGGUAUUUGGUAUAUGAUCUUUGUCAUUCACUUGGUGUUAUUUAAAUCUACUUCAGGUAUAUCUGUUAGUGACAUAUAAACGGCGUUCAUCAGAAGUUUAAAUUGUACUCAGUUAAGUGCCUUCAUGCUGCUUAUGCGUUCACGUAGUGGUGGAUAUUAUGUCACUACCUGUCUGCACCAGAAAAAUCAACGAAAAUUCAAGUUAACUGUUUGAUGUGAAUAGAAUAAGACAAACUGUAUGAUACCUAAGCUGCCACCGGUAGCUACUCAAUCCGUGAAUGUAUACGAUUAUAGAAUUAUGUCUUACUGGUUACUGGUGUAUUGAGGCUGAACAUCUAAGUCAGGAAGUCUUGCAGCCCAACCUGAUGUAGGUUUAGGUACCGGGUUAUGGACUACAUUUGUUUUGUAGGGGCUCGUGAUACUGCCCUGUUACCCAGGCUAGAGUAGGUAAGUUCAGGUUUAAACGUGGUAUCCGUUGGUUGAAAUCGAGUUCCUUGCCAUUUAAGCACCCUUAUGGUGGUUUUUAUACACCGAAACGGCUACAAACCAUACUGGCCAGGCUAAAUUACUCCAUUAAGGUAUGUGCACAAAUGUGACGGUCUGUCUCCUCAACGGUACGUAAAACAUCGGGAAGCAGUGUUGCUUAAUUUUUCAACUCAGCGACACGAAGUCAACAAACGUACAGUAAAAUCAAAUUGGUAUUCAAAAAUAAAUAGUAAUGUCAACCAACCUGACUGAAGUUUAUGUUUCUAACUAUGAACCAAGCUUGUUGUAUGAAGGUCUGUGAUGCUCUCCGGUUGUCAUCAUCAAAGAUGGGGUGGAAUUUGGUCACGGUACUCAUUACUUCAUAGUCGAAUACAACAUUUGGUUGUUUAAGGUCUUCAGCUUCUUUCCUUCCGUACUUCAUAGUUGAGUACCACGCUUCCAGCCUUCAGCAAAAGAUGGGAUAUGAAUAGCUUAGCAACCAAACAGUAAGGUUGCUUCAAAUGCUCAACUCUAUAGAUUUUCUCACCCAAAGACUCCCAUAUUUUAUGAAUCCAGGUUGUGAGUUUUUAUACCGGAAAUGUUUUUCAUUAAAUCAGGCCUUUAGUAACCUUUUUAUAUGGGUUAUGCAUACAUUUUCAUUGCAGGAUCCAGAGGUGAUGAAAGCAUUUAGUGAAGUGUGCUCGGACCCGGGUGCCAUGGAUAAAUACAAGGAUAACCCGAAAGUAAAAAAAAUCAUUGAAAAGAUGAAGAAUAAGUUUGGUGGUGGUGGUGGUAUGCCUGGUAAGUAAUGUUUGUCCACUGUCAUCUGUCUGAAUAUGAUAUCAGCUGAGUAGUUGUAAACAAAGUGAUUUUUGAUAAUACUAUGAUAAAAUCUAUUCGGUUUGCAAUGUAGGUGAGUUUGCUAACGUACAUACAUCUGUUUACUCUUACUUUUGUCUAGGUAAUUUGCUCUUGUCAGUUCCUAAUGCCUCUCUUGCUUAUGCGUUUGCAUGCACAACACCAUGUCCCAGCCACCUCAGUCGAUGAAGAUCCGAAAUCGCGUCAACUAUCUUAUCCCUCCCUUCUGAAACCAUUCUCAUGUUGUCACUCAAUGUGAUCAGAAAACUGCAUUUUGUCUUCACCUAACAGAAUUGUGUCAUCAAGGUAUUAUAGAUGUCAUAGAUUCUCGUGAUUAGACUCAUCCCUGUAAGGUCAGAUAAUGGGAGGGAGACCUGUUAAAAUUGAACACAGAGGGAAUGAGCAUCCUCGACGGGCACCACUUGAUGUAUUCAGCUCACACAACGACUCAUCAAGGGCUCUAGAAAGCCCAUGGGUGUUUAAGUAAAGGGCCUUCAACAAAGUGAUGUAUUUACUCGAUAGCCCUUUCAGUAAGAGAUUGUGCCACAAGACCUCUUGAUCGACGGAGUCGAAUGCUUUCUUCAGGCUGAGAAACACAGCUAGUGUCGGUCGUCAGUAAGUGUGCCCGUGUACCAGAACCUGGUCAAGUGAACAUUUGUCCAACACACCCACGGCCAGGUUUUCUUGUGUUUGCUGCUUUCGUGCUUCACUCAGGCGUCUAGUGAUUAUAGAACCUAGGAUCUUGGACACCAUGUUCAUCAGACUGAUUUCCUGUGGUUAUCACAGGAAGACUUCUUACUUUUUUUGAAGACUGGGAUAAUCAGUGGUUGAGAUCAGGUAGAGGUGAUCGUAUCUGACUCCCAAACACUGGUUAACACUUCAGUCAACUUGGCUAAAAAUCCCCUGUAAUUAGUCCGCCUGACUGCUACUUUUCCUCAUUCCAGGUUACCUACGGUAUUGUCGACUUCCUUAAGUGUCGGCGUCCUAUCUAUAUGUUCCAUUCAGGCCCCGACUAGAUAGCUGGCAACAAAGUAGUAGCUGAAAGUCUUUUGGAAUGUUUAGCCCAUCGUUUCCGUCGUCUCGUUUGUGAGUGAAUCAGGUCCAUCUUUCUCCACUAUGGUCUCACUAAUCAUUGACUUUUGGCCCCAAUUUCCUUAAUAAGUCUAAAUAACUGUCUACUGUUACCCGUCACUGCUGCCUUUUUCAUCUCUUUAGCUUUCAGUGUACACCACUUCGCGGUCAUUGCGUAGACUUGUCAUUACCUUUUGGUUGCAUUCGCUCUUCAUUGUACUCGGAGCCUGCAGGGUUGCGUUUGUGCGCAUCCACUAAUUCAGAAGAAGCUGCAGUUAUCCCCGGGCUCUCUUCGACCACUCUGUGACUCGGCUACGGUCUUCAUCGCUGUUUUUACAGCAAACCGGAGAUAGUGCCAAGCUUCUUCUGGGUCAGUGAUAUUUUUCACUUCCGAUAACUGUCCAGUCAGUUUCUCACUGAAAUCAGCCUUAGCGCCCUCAUUGCCGAGCUUCACUCGUAAUUGUCUUGUUGCUAACGUUUGCUUACGUCCAUUGAUUUUCAGACAUACGCGCUUGAACCAACGCAUCGCGGCUGUCCAAACGUUCUUCAGAAUAGGUGGCAGUCUUCCGAAAACCCUCUCCAGCGAUAACUGAUAGCAAUGUGGUCUAUUCGUGUCCACCGCUGGUUUGAAGUCAGUGGAUGCCACGGCAAACAAUUUCUUUGUUUAUGUCUGGCUAGAAAUAAGUGGUUAUCUGAUCACAUGUAGUAGGUGAUCACCGUUAUUUGUUCUUUCCGAUGGAAUCCUGAAAAUGUCACUUGAGUGCCUUUCUGCGUAACUUAGUCUUUCCAUUUACACAUCGAAAUCGUCUGUUACAAAUACAACAUUUGAGGAGCGCUUAGCUUUCUGUAUGAGGCUAGAUUCUUCUCUAGAGAACUUACCCUUCACUUCCUCCAAACUGCAAUCGGUGGGUGCUUAGAGAAAAAAUUACGAAGAGCCAACGGUGAGUUUCAUUACUCACUGUGCUGUUCAGUCGAACAGUGCGUAGGUGAUUGUCAACUGGAAUCCGAUCGGAUAGCUCAAUUUCUGCCUUUUUGCUCAGUGCCAUACCUGUACGUGUAGGACCGCGGAAACUAGCUGUCGAAUCUUCAGAAACUCGAAGGGGUGGAUUUUGAGGAUUCACCGUAAUGUCCAGGUAAGGUCCAGUGAAUAACUACACCUGCGUUAUGUAUGCGUAUCUCACAGACAUCCAUGUUCCAAGUUUAUGGAGCUGUGGGUAGUGAAGCUAGUUGGCCGAUUUGGUGGAGUAUACGGACAUUAAAAACUUCGAUAUGGAGUUUGAAGUGCGGUUUCAGGAGACCAAAAAUACUGUUCUAUGGACUCAGAUCGUUGUCGAAAGCUGUAGAGCUGAAAAAUUAAAGAUGAUGUAGGAUUAUCGAUCGAGGGAAGUGAAUGAAUAUUAGAAGAUAAAAGUGUGGAAGGUUGACAGCGACCAGAGGGAACUUCGGUACUGAAAAUUGUGACGGCGGUUAACAGUUUCCGACUGUCGACCGUGGAAAAUUGGUUCUUCUUAAGGCAACUGAAAUGGAAGGGUUUCUGCGUGUUCUCAAAGCCAAAAGGACAUCUGUUUGAGAUCGGUCACACACGACCUCUAUGCAAGCUUAAGAUUUUGGCUUGUUGCUUUUGAAUCUCACCAUGAAUGCAUGACACCGGCAUCGGCGUGCCUGCGGGGGGUGGUGUGCUAUUUUGAGGCCCGGUAUUUUAAAACCUCCCGACCCAUCUUCCCGCAGGAAGGGCUGCGUGACAGUACUGAUCGUCCGAGGAAAUCACCUUUACGGCUGUCACACUUCCAGCUACUGGUCGGGAAACAGGCAAAAUUUAGUGUAUGUGCACAUAUGUUGCGUUACUUCUAUCACCGAGUUAUUGGUAUGAUACAGCGAUUUGAUCUUCUAACUAGAAUCUACUGCCAUUCAUUUUAGAAAACUGAUACAGUCUAUGAGUAAAGUGCUGAUUUCUUGGGAGUGUUGUAUCACAACUGUAACCAUUGUCUACUCCAGCCUAUUAUUCUAAAGUUGACCAUAGAUGAAGGAAUCCUUGAACAACGGUAAAAAGAACCUUAAACCUUGCUGAAAAGUGCAUUGAUUAAAUUUGCUACACCAUUUCAGCUGUGUUCAAGCGUCAGUAAGGAAGGUUUGGAAACGAAAAUAAUUUUGGUUGCGAUAAAGCACCAGUAAAAUAAAAGCAACAGGGAAAUAAAGAUGGGUGAUCAAAAUUUCAGCAUUAGAAGAGGAUGCGAUCGUUUUUUAGCUAUCGUCCGGAAUCUUCAAGUAUUAGUUCAGGAAAUCACAAGAGAAGUCCGCAUAACUCAAACACCACUGAUCGAUGAAGCUUUUUUUUUAUCUCCACUUAAUCUUUUCAUCUUGUUGGUAUCCCAUCUAGUAGCAGUCGGCAUAGACGGUAUGUCUCAGUCCUUUUCAGGUACAUCAAAGUGUAAAACUGGGUGAUUGUGGUAGGAUGUAGUUCUAUAUUAGAUUUGUUCACUUGAUGAAGCGCAUAGUGAUACAGUACUAUUUACUUGAUAUCAGGUAAAUAAUGCUAUAUCACUGUGUGCUCUAUCAAGUAAACGGAUCUAAUAUGAAAUCUCUCAGUUACUUUUCCUACUUUACCUAGUAUAGUACACCUAGCCUCUAUAUUUCUCAACUGAUACUUUUUUCGCUUGAUGGUAGAAAGAAGGCAUCAUGCGAUUGGUAGAGUUUUAUUAGACUAACUCAUGCAACCCAAUCCGGUUUAUGCUUAUGUAGCAGGUUAUGAACCACACUUGUGUGAGACCUGGGUCAAAGUAAGUGGGGUUAGGGCUCACACAUUUCCCCAAAGUCUUAACCAAUCACCCAAACUUCUGUGUGCAAUUGAAGUUUUACCUACAUAACUUCCUGUGCUAGUUUGUCUAAUCAACAAGAAAUCGAACAAGAUCUAACCCGUUCGGAAGUCAGUCGAGUGUAUUACAAGUUUGAGUUACUUCUUGACUAGGGUGAAGUAGUGACUUAGAAACACUCUGGAAUUGCUCUUAUUAAUUCCAUUAACGUACGAGUUUUACUAUCGUUUUUACUGAUAAUAAUAUCAACAGCUUUUGGUUAUUAUUGGCUACCUGCUCAGUUUAAGAUUUUAUCGUAUUGGGUGUCGGUUGUUUUUACUAUACACAGAUGUCACUUGAACAGUAAUUAGAGUUUUAAUUUCCUAUCAUGAGAUCGUACCAUCUCACGACCACAGGCUAUCGCCCAUACCACUUCGGUCAUAAACUCUCUCAGUAAUCAUGACUAAUUGUUUGGUACACACCCUUGCAUAAUUUACGGUUAGAUCUACGCAGCUAAUGAGCUUGUAUUUCUCACUAGGAGGUAUGCCUUUUGGAAUGGGAGGAGCCGGUUUCAAUAUGCCGAAUCAGUCAUGUCCAGAUCUAGACUAGAUGUGUGAAUAAUAAUCUCAACCAUUUGGUAACCGGGUUUGGAGGCAUCCGUUACACAAACAUUUUUCUACAUUCAUGAAUAAAAAAAUAUUUCGCAUCAGU